AUGUCUAAGAGAGCUGCGGACACCGACGAGUACUCGGCUGCCCUCAAGGCAGGCGAGCGCCCCAUGGCCGACGCCAUCCCGGACGAGGCCGGGGAAUUCGAGGACGAGUUCGAGGAUGAAUUCGAGAGCGAGGACGAAAUUCUAGAGGCCGGUGUCGAUGGUCGCCCGGAUGCAGAGCGCGAGGAGGAAGAGAAAGAGGCUAUGGAUGUUGACAAGCAGACUUUCAUUCCUGGUCGGACAAAAUUGGCUCCCGGCGAGACACUCUCCCCCGACCCGUCCACCUAUGACAUGCUUCACGCUCUCAACACACCAUGGCCUUGUCUUUCCUUCGACAUUAUUCGCGAUUCGCUCGGCGACAACCGCAAGACCUUCCCCGCUACGGUGUACGCAGUUGCCGGCACCCAGGCAGAUGGCACAAAGGCCAAGGACAACGAGCUCAUGGUCCUCAAGAUGAGCGGACUGAGCAAGAUGGAACGUGAGAAUGAGGACUCCGAGUCCGAUUCCGAUGACGACGACGACAUGGGCGAGCCCAUCCUGGAACACAAGUCUAUCCCGCUGGGCUCCACAACGAACCGCAUCCGCGCCCACCAGACACCUUCGCAGUCUGCGGAUUACUCCAAGCCCCCGCAGACACUCACAGCUACUAUGCUAGAGAAUUCUCAAAUUCUUAUUCAUGACGUUACUGCGCACCUUCAGAGCUUCGACGUGCCCGGCACCGUUCUUCCUCCCUCCGCUAACAAGCCUCUUUCUACUCUCCGCAUGCACAAGUCCGAAGGUUACGCUCUCGAUUGGUCUCCUUUGCAACCGCUCGGCAAAUUGCUGACCGGUGACAAUGACGGUCUCAUCUACGCGACCACCCGUACUGAGGGUGGAGGUUGGGUUACUGACUCCCGUCCAUUCACUGCCCACCAGUCUUCGGUCGAGGAGCUUCAGUGGUCCCCCAACGAGAAGAACGUUUUCGCUUCCGCGAGCAGCGACGGUAGUGUGAAGGUGUGGGAUGUGCGAUCCAAGUCUCGCAAGCCCGCUGUGGAUGUUAUGAUCUCCAAGACCGAUGUCAACGUCAUGAGCUGGGCCAACCAGACUUUCCACUUGUUGGCAACUGGUGCCGACGAUGGACAGUGGGCCGUGUGGGACUUGCGACACUGGAAGCCCAACAAUGCGGGUCAGAUCAGCGCCUCGCCUGUUGCUUCUUUCGACUUCCACAAGGAGCCUAUUACCAGUAUCGAGUGGCACCCUACUGACGACAGUGUCGUCGCUGUCGGUUCCGCUGACAACACGGUCACCCUGUGGGAUUUGGCUGUCGAGCUGGAUGACGAAGAGAGCCGUCAGGCUGGCAUGGCGGAUAUUCCGCCGCAGCUUCUGUUCGUUCACUAUAUGGAGUCCGUCAAGGAGGUGCACUGGCACAACCAGAUGCCGGGUGCGCUGAUGGCAACCGGUGGCAGUGGGUUCAGUGUUUUCAAGACCAUCAGUGUCUAA
Molecule: messenger RNA, 1476 nt
Organism: Penicillium atrosanguineum
Lineage: Eukaryota; Fungi; Ascomycota; Eurotiomycetes; Eurotiales; Aspergillaceae
Product: ribosome biosynthesis protein RRB1
Exons: 3
Coding region: 1-1476 (491 amino acids)
Molecular function (GO): protein binding
Source: RefSeq, a predicted model, not a curated record